CGCGACAUGACAGUCCACGACCUCAGCGCGGUCUUCUCUGCGAUUUCCGUGUUUUACUUGCAAACGUGACGCGCCAAUUCACUGCCAAUGGCCAGCCAGGAAAGCACUAAGCUGACCGCAUCCUCUUCACAUAGACUCCCAACUGUCUCCGCAUCCCAGGCACUCCAGAAGCUUAAGUCGCGCUCUUACCUUGCUGUUUCGACCGGCAUCGACCCGCUCAACAAGGUCCUGGCACCACAUGGCAUUAGAGGCACACCCGCAGGUCGCGUUGGAGGUGGCAUGGGGCGAGGACAGUUGACGGAGGUGUAUGGGCCUCCCGGAGUUGGGAAGACUGCAUUUGCGAUGCAAGCUACAAUUAAUGCUCUGAGAGCAGGAGGAAGAGUGGUAUGGAUUGAUGGAGCUGCUCCGCUUGUUGCCCGCCGUCUCGAAGAGAUGCUAUCCGCUCCUCUAACAGAGGAUACUCCAAGUCCAGCCCCUUCGACGGCUCCGAAGUUAUCGCCAGCAGAACUUCGAAGUCGUUUCCACCAUUACAAGCCAUCGACGCUCGCCCACCUACUUGCGCUCAUACUUCAUCCUCCAUCAUCAUUCCCACCCCCCGACACCAGUCUGAUCGUAAUCGACUCACUCUCCACCCUGUUCGACAAUGCAUACCCGCGCAAUGCCGACGAUAGGUCCACGCGCCACAAGAAUGAUGCCGCUCGUUGGGCCGCAGGGCGCAAGUUUGCCGUUCUGAACGACCUCUCCUCGGCGCUCAGAAAGACAGCCGCGUUGCACAACAUCUCUGUGCUCCUCACAUGUCAAACAAUCACCCGCAUGCGAAGUGGAGCCAGAGCACUGCUUCUCCCGGCUAUAUCCGGCGGAGACUGGGAUAGCGGGAUAUCCACACGCCUGGUACUGUUCCGAGACUGGCUGCCUGCGGAAGGCCCAUGGAGCGCUGAAGACGACGAGCGGGUGCGACGAGCUCGGUUCAUUGGAGUUGUGAAAGCAAACGGCGUGAGCCUGGCAGGUGAAGGAGGCGUUGGCAGGGUCAUCCCCUUCACGAUCGAGACGGGCGGUCUGCACGACCUCAAUCUCACCACAGCUGAUAUCACACCGCAGCCUCAACCGCAGACUGUUGGGACAUCGCCUGCACAGCUCGCUCGGCCACCGAAACGCGCGUUCGCAGAAAUUGCUGACUCGGAGGAUGAAGAGGAUGGGCCUGACUCAGACCAGCUUUACGGUUGGGCGGAUGAUGACGACGUUGCGGCUGAAGGCCUCCUCAUCAUCGAACAGCAUCCCAGCGCACCUGCUGUACCUCGCUCACACAUAGCGCAGGGGGCCGACGUGGCUGCGGGACGGCGCGAGAUGCCCGCAGGAUGAGCAUCAGAUGCAGAUUGCGGCGGCCCGCCGAAGUAUUCGUUAAAAGAGGUAGAAAGACCUUUUAAGGAACGCUAUAAGUCUAAAGUUCAACAUCAGAAAUUAGAAUUUAGUGAGAACAUUUUUGCCCUAAAAGUAGUUCACGUAUGUUAAGAGAGCAUACGGUAUAUUUCAGGUUAUGCAUCCUUCGUUGUGGCUGAAUGCUUUAGAAAGUGUCGCAGUUACACAGUUGCACCAAUUUUAGAGUGUCUCAUUUCUUAUCUACCUUUGUAUGACCAUAUCCUGGCACGUCGGCACGUCGGGCAGUACUAAAUUGAGAUUACGUUAACAUU
Molecule: messenger RNA, 1688 nt
Organism: Mytilinidion resinicola
Lineage: Eukaryota; Fungi; Ascomycota; Dothideomycetes; Mytilinidiales; Mytilinidiaceae
Product: P-loop containing nucleoside triphosphate hydrolase protein
Exons: 5
Coding region: 88-1359 (423 amino acids)
Biological process (GO): DNA repair; reciprocal meiotic recombination; meiotic DNA recombinase assembly
Cellular component (GO): replication fork; Rad51B-Rad51C-Rad51D-XRCC2 complex; Rad51C-XRCC3 complex
Molecular function (GO): ATP-dependent DNA damage sensor activity; four-way junction DNA binding; ATP binding
Source: RefSeq, a predicted model, not a curated record